GUUACAUCACCGCUCCGAGAGGAGGCUGCUGGAUUUCUGAAAAAGACUCUGUGUCGCUUCUGAGGCGAAAUCCUGCAUCUUGGGGCUGCCGCAGGCUUAAGAAAGAUGCGUUAAGCUACUGAUCAGUAGGGACUUAGCAGGGGCACACAGUAAGUGCUACAUCAUACAAACGCGCUCCCUGUCUGCCUCCCAGAGAGCUGGAAAGUUAGCAGGCAGAUGCAGGCACCGCGUGUACGUCUCUGGGAGGCAGUCUGCGCAGCUCGGAGCUCCUCGGAGCCUCCCGAGAGCCCUUUUGGGGGAGAGGAUCCGUUCGCUGCUGCAUUCGCAGCCGACGUGCGUACCCCUGACUGUGCGCGCGCUUUUUUUUUCCCCCUUUCCACAACGUGUGUAUUUGUUACAACACCUUGGGAAGGAAAAGGGUGCUGCCUUUGCAAAGUUAGAUAACUGGCCCAGUUCUUCGCAGUCGGAUUGGCUGCGAGGGGCCCUGUAAAACCAUGCUGGCCAGCAGCCCGGCCCAGCCCUGCUCGGCUGCAAGCUAUUUCCACAAUUGGCCACUUCAGAGCGGGAGUGGGGGAGGUGAAGACAGCUGGGCAAACUGCAUCUCUGCCAGGCUGCUUCCCUUCCUCCUUGGGUUUUCUCAGGAGGGGUUGUUUGGCGCGCCCGCUCCGGGCGCCUCCGAACCCCUCUCGCAACGCCCAGGCGAGCGGGUUGCGGCGUUGGCGGCCCCGCUCCCGGCCCUCCCUCACCCGCGCAAAUCAGUCCCGGGACAGGACAUGUCAAGCUGCAACAGCGCUGGGGGCCCCGCUGCCCUGGACUUUCUGGAAGUCCUGAAGUCCCUGCUGGAGUACUCCUUACCCUGGACCAACAAAAUGACAGAUAAAGAGAAGGAGAAGAUAAAGCUUGAGGAAGAUGAGGCAGCAGCUGCCAGCACUAUGGCAGUCUCGGCUUCCCUUAUGCCACCCAUUUGGGACAAAACUAUUCCUUAUGAUGGAGAGUCUUUCCACCUGGAGUACAUGGAUCUGGAUGAGUUCCUCCUGGAGAACGGAAUUCCUUCCAGCCCUACUCACCUGGAUUUGAACCAGAAUCCACUCUUGCCUGUGGCUGAGCUGGAAGGAAAGGAGUCUGCCAGUGCUUCCACUGGUUCUCCCGCAUCAUCCUCUUCCACUGCAGUUUACCAGCAAUCUGAAGCAGCCUCCAGCACAGAAUCCCCGCUGCAGAAUGAGAGAAAUACACCCAGCCCCAUUGAUCCUGACUGUGUAGAAGUUGAGGUGAAUUUUAACCCUGACCCUGCUGAUUUAGUGCUGUCCAGCGUGCCUGGUGGUGAGCUCUUCAAUCCUCGCAAGCACAAGUUCACUGAAGAGGACCUGAAACCACAACCGAUGAUUAAAAAAGCAAAGAAGGUUUUUGUCCCAGACGAGCAAAAGGAUGAAAAAUACUGGACAAGGCGAAAGAAGAACAAUGUGGCAGCAAAGCGUUCCCGUGAUGCUCGGCGACUAAAGGAGAAUCAGAUAACAAUUCGUGCAGCCUUUCUUGAGAAAGAAAAUACAGCCCUGAGGACGGAGGUUGCAGAGCUGCGCAAGGAAGUGGGGCGAUGCAAGAACAUUGUUUCUAAAUACGAGACCAGAUACGGACCCUUUGACUUAUCUGAUUCCGAGUGAUGCAACUUUAAAGACUUUUAAAAACAAAGAAACUAAAAAGCACACAUGAAUCGCCAGUCUUCAGAGUGAGCAGUGAAAUCUAUGAGGUGUCCCAACACAAACAACUGACGAUGACCCUGCCUGCCUGCUUUCCUGCAAGUACCCCAUCUGAACUACCCAGGGCUGGGCAUGAUGAAAAGUGCAAAGUCUCUUUAAUUCUGUAUAUGGCUUUCUUAUCUGUCUUUCUCACUGUAACUAUGAACUACAACAAUAAGCUAGCUUACUGGGGUUUUGUCGAGAUGCUCAAAGUUCAUGUCUCAAAGUCUGUUGACAGCCUAUGUGAAUAGUGACUCUGUUUUGGCACUCGAGUGGAAGAAAAUAGAGAGUUUUAAAUGGAAGUGUCUGUAUAUAUUAAGAACUGCUAUAUUUUAAGACUUUUUUUUUCCUCUGCAGUAGAGUAAGUUGUACCUAAUACUGCAGCUCACUUCUGGUACAGCGUAGCAUCUUGUGGAGUACUGUGAGUGCAGAAUCAAAGACACCAAGCAAACAGCAGUCUGUGACGUGUAAGACUUCCAGUGCAGAAAAAUACAGCAGAUGUACUGAAACAAUCCAGAAAGCACCCCAGUGUGCCAUACAAAGAGGGGUAAUUAAUCUAUAUCUAAUGACCUGUGUAACAGUAAAGCACUGCUGUAACCCGCCUUUCCCUUUUUUCAAGGCUCAAUUUCUUUAAUAGUAUCUCACUAAAAGAAAAUCUAUUUCUCUGUAAUGAUUUAGCAAUCAUGGAAAAGGUGCUAGUCUGAGCUGCUGAUCCCCAUGUCUUUUGGCAGUCUGAGACUACCAAAUGAGUAUUAGCUCCAGCAAAACAAUGGCUAUUAGCUGCCAUACUACAGUUUUCUGUCUCUUGACUACAUGAGAACUGCGGUGGUGAAAGAGUACUUCGUUUGUUUGAUAAAUCCAAAACAGCCACUGAUUUCACAGCGUUACAAUGCACAGCUGAAGUAUCAGGGCCCUUGUACUGGUGUGCAGGAGUAGACGAAAGCUUAGGCAGCUGAUGGGGAUGUUUACUGUGUGUAGAAGAUGGAGAAAGUAGGUGGAAGUUCCUUUCGAAGAGCUUCAUCAGCCUAACAACAACUUACAUUUAUAUUGAAGAAGGUUAAGAGCAAUAACUUUUCAUUUCUGGGAUAGUACAGGGCCCUGCUUGUAGCCAAGAUGAAGCUUGUAAGAUGGGAGUGAAAGUACAGUGUAUUUAUGCCUGGAGAUUGAUAAACAGAGUACACCUCAAGAAGAAUAAUCCUAAAAGCUUUCAGAAGCACAAGUGCCCAAGUUAUGAGGCACAGCUAGUUACCAGCAAAGCUUGAUGCUAUCAGAUUGAACAAGUAUUCUGAAUUAGCACUUACCCAAGAGAUUCCACCCUUCUUUUCAGAGCAGAAAGACAACGAGAAAAAGAUGGAAAACAGCAAAUAAUGCUGUAAACUUAAUUAAGAAAAUCAAAAUUCAGAAUUCAUAACUAGCUUUCUGAAGGUAUAACCUUUGUAAAAGGCAUGUACGUUAAAUGCACUUAUUGACCGAUUAUUUUUAAUGGACCAUGUUCUGACGUCAAGAAAGUAUUUUUAACUUUUUUGUUAGUUACAAAAUUAUAUUAAGUGUACAGACAUAACUUGCAGUUCUAAAGUUCUGAGGUGAUCUUUGGGUAUCAUCCUCAGAAAGAUGAAUAGUUAACUCCAUGUUGCUGAAAUGUCAGCAUAUAUCACUACCUGUAGCAAAUACUGCAAAUUUGAACUGAUAUUUUUGGUAGUACUAUUUUUUUUUAUUUUGGUGGUAAAGGCCGUGCCAUGAAUCUUUUUUAAAAAUACUGACAGCGUGUAAAUAUAGCAACUCUUUUUCCAUUUAUCACUUCUAAAUUUUCAGUUGGCUUUGGCUAUUCUUGAAUGUCAUGCUUCGUGACAUGCUUAAAUGACAUGCUUAAAUCAAAGUUAAGGCAUAUUGUAACUGGGCAAGGAGUUGCUAGUCCUUCAGUUGGGUCUUGCUGUCUUACUGCUUUAGAACAUCUUUUAAACACAUAUAUUGUAUACGGGAUCUGGCUUUGCAGUAUGCCAUGCUAUUUUAACAGCAAAAUACUUGGUGAGUGUAGUAUGUGCAAUUCUAUUGUUUUUUUUCCUGUUGUAUUGAAAGUUUAUACAGUGGAAACUAACAGUGAAUGUUCAUUAGAUUUUUUUCUUUCUUUCACAGAAGACUGUUAGCAAAUUCUUCUACUUCCCUGUAGAACAGUACAAAUCUGCACGUUCUGUGAUUGUCUCUACAGGUUGCAAAACUGGAAAAUAACACUUCAGUGUGUGGUUUAACUCCUAUAGUUGGAGAUUUUUUUAAAGAAGGAUCUUCAAUGGUAGAUAAGAAGAUAGUAACUACAAAAGGGGUGUAGGUAUUUCCAGACAAAAAAAAUUGUGCAGUGCUGAUUUCCUUUCUCAGUUCUUGCAGUCUCAGGAAGUUAAACUUACUGCUUAGCAUGCUGCUCCUUUCAGAAUUACUAACUAAUAAUCAUGUUUCUUUGACUAGGAUGGCUAUCCUAUUUGUAAGUGAUAACUUGGACGCAUUUCUCACAGUGAUUGUAAGACCAAUAUUCUUUUAGCUCAGUUUGUGUUAAAAGAUGCUGAAUUGGCACUGUUAGUCUGAAGUUCUCUAACCUUGGGACAUGCUCUGUAGAGGCUGCAAGUGUGCCUAAUGCCAAUGUACCCCAUCCUAUCCAUCAAAGGGACCAUCUCCAAGGGGAGGGAAUAAAGGGAAUGCACCUUUUGGCAUCACUGCAGGGAUUGCCAUUAAAGGGAGCAGUUUUCACAUGUCUGUGCAUUCAUUAGGAAAUAGAGCGAAACCAAGCAGCCAUUGCACAGCACUAGCUUUCAAAAUACAUAAACUGUUGAUGGGAUGUUGGCAGUGUGUUGUCUUAUUUUACAGAAGAAAUUGACUAUGAAUAAGCGAUGAAUAACACUUAAGGCAGUAUUGUUUUCAUACAUGGUCUUCUAAUCUACACGGUUAGAUUUCCUUGUAAUAAUGCAUUUUUGUACUUAAAAAUUCCCUAAGAGUUAAAUCUUUCACCUGUUGCCACGAUCUGCUCCCACUGAAGCUGGUAACAAAGAUCUCAUUAACUCCACUGGAAAAAAAGCUUUAUUCUGAUGUGGUGAACAUGAAGUUGUAGCAAGCACUGGAGUUAUGGAUAUCUUUGCUUUACUCUGGAGCAUUCUGUGCUGGGAUCAGAUGGAUGUACGUCAGAUUGCAGGUGUAAUGUUGGUAAACUGAUCCGUCACUUGAUCAUUCAUAGAGUUUUGGUGUUCAGACAAUCUGAAAUCUGUUUCCUCACUCCUGCAUGGACUGGGUGGGAAAAAAAAAAAGUGUAUUAUAAGCUUGUGCUGGGAGAAGGAAUGCUUGUUAUUUUUUAAGACUGUUGUGUGGCUUUUUGUAGUUUUUUUGGUAACACUUUCUGUAAUUCCUGACAAUUUUCCACUUCCCUGCUGUGCUUUUUGAAAGCCUAAGGUAGUAUAGCUGUAGAAAUCACUUCCAGUGUUACCUGCAGGUUUGCUACUAAUCUUACCAAAUUUAUUUCACGUUGCGAGGUGUAGUGGAAGGCUAACAGCAACAGCUUUGAGAAUACUGUAAAAAAAAAAAAAGCCUACUUAUGUGUGUGGAGGGGAAAUAUAUAUAUUUUUAAGACAGCAGAAAUAGUGGACUAUAUAUUUUUUUAAGACAGCAGAAAUAAUGGACUUACACAGAAGACAAUAUUGCUGCUUAGCCUUGCAAACCUCUUCAGCAUAACAUGGCUUUCUUCCUUGUGAUCAGAUGCCUUCAUUUUUAGUGAGAGUGAAGGCAUCUUGGACCUUUAUAAAAACCCAGAUAGGAUUUUGUUCAUCCUUACUGUUUCUGCUAAUAAGCACAAGAUGAGAAAUGCAAAUUUGUCUUAAUGUAUAAAUCUUUUUUUAGUAACUCGCAUCUAAGUCCAUAAGCAGCAAAAUAAUUAAUGCUAGUAUUUUGCCUUUGCAUUACUAUAAGAUACUGGCUAGCUUUCUAGAUUUUCAGGUAAUUACUCUGACCUGUAUAUCUGCCACUGUAACACAGUGAAGAUGGAUAAACUUGCAACAAAGGACUGGGAAAAGGGUAGAAAGAAUAAGCUUAACUAAACUUCUGUGGAGAUGCUAACAUAAUACUAAUUGAGAAAUUAUAUUUUAAUUUUUGAUAAUGCAGAUUUGUCAUACAGAAUGUUAUUUUUAGUUUGGUAGUAUACUGUCCCCUAGUAAGUCCCUUUUGGAAUGCAGACUUCUGAACGUUGAAGCAGCAACAGGGGAAACGGAAUCAUUUGAGGAAGAUACACAUAUAGAUAUAAACAUAAAUAUACCUGGCAAGUGGAGCGAAGAAUGAAAGCAGGAAAAUAAGAGUACUGCAAGAUACUGACCUGAAUCAGAUUGCGAAAACGGAAGCCUUGCUGUUCACAAUUCUGUAGCAAUUUGGGUCCCCUGAGUUUAGCAUCACAGAUAAGACAAGUACUUGUUGACGUUUUCGAAUCUCCUUUUCUUGAUCUCAUUCCACAGUUCAGAAUAAAGUGAAAGGAAUAUACAGAUAGGGAGGAGAGUUACUGCAGAAAGGCGUGAAAAAAUUGCUAUUGCUUGAACGAAGUGUGCUGUUGCACUGGGACUUGACCUGCCCAUGUGAACUGAUAGUGCUGUGUCAUGAGGGAAUUACUAUCUGAGGCCCCAAUAUUUUAAGGCCUCAAUUCUGAUAUCAGUUCUGCAUGGGAUGAGCCCUAUGUCUAUAGAGAGCCAUGUGGAUUUCACAGGAUCUGUUCUUGAAUGUGAAGCUCUGCCCAGGCAGUCAGCUGCAGAAUUGUGUCCUUAACACACUGUCAGUUGUAGUUAUAAGGCUGUUCAUAUUAAAUGUAAUCUGGGUGCCUGUUACAUAGCCAAAACCCUUGUUACUUCAUUUUCCCAACUAAGGCAUGAGCAGAAGCCCUUUGCUGUACAACAUCUGUAAAAAUGUACUUCACAUCCAUCUAGUAAAUUAAGGCAUGUGAUUUUGGUCUGUGGGUCUCAACAAACUUUGCUCGUGUACCUGCCUGAAUGUUUCCUUAGAUCUGCAGCUAUGUCUCAGUGAGAAGGUAUGCUGGGAUUUGUUUUCCCGAGGGAGCACAAGAGCAGCUCUCAUCUGUAACACUGCAGGUGGCUGCUUGCUACUGGCCAGGAUCAUGGAAGGAUGCAUCCUCUUGCACUUUUAUGUGAAGUUGUCUAAAAUAUGGUGAUUAACAUGAUUAUUGAAAUACUGUAUUUUGUAUAACUUAGAACAUGUAAAUACACUUUUAAAACUGAUCUGUUCUAUGAAGUAAUAAAUAAGUGCUUCCAUUGUAAUACCUGAA
This is a messenger RNA of Cygnus olor (mute swan), 7029 nucleotides long. It is a transcript of the gene TEF, whose product is annotated as TEF transcription factor, PAR bZIP family member. The coding region runs from base 495 to 1658 and encodes 387 amino acids. The transcript is spliced from 5 exons. Gene Ontology annotation, biological process: regulation of transcription by RNA polymerase II. Lineage: Eukaryota; Metazoa; Chordata; Aves; Anseriformes; Anatidae. Gene Ontology annotation, cellular component: nucleus. Gene Ontology annotation, molecular function: DNA-binding transcription factor activity, RNA polymerase II-specific; RNA polymerase II cis-regulatory region sequence-specific DNA binding. The record is from RefSeq and is a predicted model, not a curated record.